This is a messenger RNA of Xyrichtys novacula (pearly razorfish), 6876 nucleotides long. NCBI's taxonomy places the organism in Eukaryota, Metazoa, Chordata, Actinopteri, Labriformes, Labridae. The record is from the annotation of a GenBank genome assembly.
AUGAGUCCCGGUAUGACACACUAUUGGCUAACCAUAAAUUCUACAAGCAACCAAACAGACUGCCCCGAAGUGAGGGUCCCCUUCCCCAUCUUCUAUGUCAUGGGUGUGAUGAGUCUGGUUGAAAACCUGCUGGUUGUCAUAGCCGUAAUUAAAAACAGGAACCUCCAUUCCCCAAUGUACUGCUUCAUUUGUAGCCUGGCAGCUUUCAACACCAUCGCCAGCCUCUCCAAAACCUGUGAGAACCUGAUGAUUAUGCUUGCUGAAAUAGGACAUCUGGAGAAGAAGAGCAACCCUGCCAAAAAGCUGGAUGAUGUGAUGGACUCCCUAUUGUGUAUGUCAUUUGUGGGCUCCAUUUUCAGCUUCAUGGCUAUCGCUGUGGACCGGUAUGUAUGUAGGGUAUGGGUUUGCACACAGAGAUGAUUUUAAAAUACUUCUGCCUAACAGAGUGAAAUUUAUUCCAACCCAGCAAACUAAUCCCAGGAGUUCUCAUCUAAAAGAAAUCAUGACACGCUUAGCUAUGUUCUCCUUUUAUAUAAGACAGAAAAUGAGCUCUGCUGAAUGUGGCAGAGGAACUGUAGGUGGCAAGACAAACUGAUUUGUUUGAUCUGUUUACAGCUGUGCCGGCUGUGUUGAACUGUUUCUCUGAGGAUUGUGGGCCCCAUAACCAAUUAUCAUCUGUACGUGUUUCAAUUCAAAGCAUCAGGUCCCCAUCACUGGGACUCUGGGGAUCAUUUGAAGUUGGAAGUUGAAACUUUUCCCCGCGUUUUAGCUCAAACAUCCUCAGCUUAUUAAGGCAGUAGUUUCUGCAUACUCUGCCUCACAAAUGUACAAUGUUAUCUGUAACAGACAGGCAGACAAUUUUAAGUCUAUAUGACUCAAAAUACUGUUAGAUGGCACAUGUAUGUAAUCAAUAAUGUGAGUGCGAUAGGUGUGAUUGGGCUUUUGAUUGUAAUAACAAAUUCAUGUAUGUUUUUGUUACCUCAUACAAUAGAAAUCAAGAAGCAUUAUGUUAGCAUUUGUUAAUUACCUCUUGUGACUGAAGGCUGUCUGUGUCAUAUUUCAUGGUGACGCAUUUGGAAAUGGCUCACUCCAAAUAGGCAAAUAGAUGAAACUAUAUGUGAUUUUAGCUCUGGAGACACUGAUGAUCACAGCAGUUAAGCAUCCAAGUGUGACCCAAGAGAUAAAUCAAAGAGACAGUGAAUUCUGUGUUUUCUCUUUCAGUUACAUCACCAUCUUCCACGCUCUGCAGUACCACAACAUCAUGACAAUGUGGCAUGCAGGGGUCAUCUUGAGUGUCAUCUGGACGACCUGUGGGGUGUGUGCAGUGCUCAUGAUCCAGUUCUUCACCUCCAAGGUCAUCCUGAUAUGCUUCGUUGUCUUCUUCUUUGUUUCCUUGACGAUCAUCUGCUUCCUCUACGUCUACAUGUUCAUGCUGGCACGCAGCCAUGCCAGAAAGAUUGCUGCUCUGCCGUCCAACAUUGAGGGGAGGAAGUGCCGCCAUCAGUGGUGGAGGGGGAGCAUGAGAGGGGCCUUGACUCUCACCAUCCUGUUUGGGGCGUUUGUGGUGUGUUGGGCUCCAUUUUUCCUCCACCUCACCAUCAUCAUGGUGUGCCCUUUAAACCCGUACUGUGAGUGUUACCGAUCGCUCUUCGAGCUGCAUGUGGUGCUGAUGAUGAGCCACGCCCUCAUUGAUCCAGCAAUCUACGCUUUCCGCAGCACCGAGCUCAGACGCACCUUCAGGAAGAUGCUGCUGUGUUCAGAGUGGAGACAGUAACUACAUGUCAACAUCACAACCGGGGGGAGAAAAAUUUAAAUUUUGUGUAAUCAAUUUCUUAGGUUUGUUCAUAACUCCAUUAGGAUUGCUGGGGGAGGCAAGAUUUAUGACCUAUACUGCAGCCCAUCACCAGAAGUUGGUGUUCUCGAGGAGGCUUCACCUAGCGAGGAGGCAGACGGCGUCCAUUCUAUAUACAGCUGGUUACCUUAAGUGUGAACAAUGGGAAGGAAGUAAUUAUUUCCAAAUGUCAAUCCCUCACUCCCCUGUACAGGCUUAUACAUUACAUGCUAGUUUUACCUCCCUCUUCCUCCUCCUUUUUCUGUGCUUCCUUCUUAGAGUUUGUCUGUUCUUCUCUUGGUGUACACUAUAUUAAUUUUUUCCCCUUUCUGCCAUGCAUAGUCCUUGGAAUAUUUGUGUGACUCAGCUUUUCAUAUGUUUCAUCACUACCUGUUGUGUCUUGCUGGUUUUGCCCUUUUCAUAAAGACACGCUUUGUCCCAAUGUACUGGAGUGAAUGCAUACUUCUGAGUGGUCCUACUUGAGGUAUACUCUCAGUCAUGCAGGUCACCUGUAAUGAAUGUCUUUGUGUCCUUUUACCACUCGCUGUGCUUUUGUUGACCCGACAAUACCUGAGGAGGAUCUGUGAGAUCAAACUUUGCUUUUGCUGUUUCAGAUGAGCUUCAGUACAAUCAAAAAUAGUUUUGAGUCUGAUGCAAAACCACGCAAUCAAUAAUAACAAGUGAGAAUCUAAUGAUUUCGCUCACUAUAAAUCUUUUUUAAACAAUAAUAAAGUCAGUUGUAACAGUUCACUUAAUUGGUGAAGACUCGUACACAAAAAAAUUGCAUAACCAAUCUCUAUUUCUAAUCUUACCCAAUAUAUUUGGUGAUCUAUGAGAAGUAUCCAGCACCUGUUUAAGUGUUUAGUUUAGUCUCACAUUGCAUAUUUAAAUGAAUGUUUCUUUAACUAAACUGAAUGUAGAUAUUAUUGUUUAUGAAAUCGAAUUAAUUAUUUGGACAUAAAAUUGCAGUGCUUUAGGAGCAGCUGUAACACACAUCCUGUGGUCAAAGAACUACUUAAGGUGAAAUCUGCACCUGGUGUUGGCCUCUUCAAGGUUGCUGCCUGCACAAUAUUUCUGUCCUUCAAAGCAAACAGGCCUGUGUGUGACUCUUUUUUAUGUUUGCAUGGACCUCUGGAAGUCCCUGAGUAUGUUUUUUCAAUGGAAACUUUCUUGUCUAACUAUCUAACCCUCCUCUCUCUUCCUUAUCUCUAAGGAUUCAAAAGCAAUCUCAUUCAAACCUGAGUGUCAGUCUCUUGAAAUUGCCAAUCUUCACCACAAUCAAAUAGGACACACAUUUCACAAAACCUAUUUGACUCCAAAGAAAAUUGGUGUUUUUAUGCAAGGAUCAUGACCUGCUUCCCAUCAUCUCUGUCAUCACAAUGUAUCUGUGGUGCUGAUGGAAACAAUCAAAUGAAACAUUCAGUAUUUGACUGUUUGCUUUUAUUCAGGCACAUAGAAACGGACCAAACCAUUUCAAGCAACACAGGCAGCUGAAGCUCACAUGUAUAUUUUUUGGAUGCCAUCAUUCUGCUUUUAACAAACAGGAAAUUUACACCCACUGCUCUUUCUAUUAUCUCAGUGCACUUAUGCAUGGCAGGUAAUGAGCAGGUGGGGUUAGCUUCUGUUUCUGUUGGAACAAAGCACUUGAUGGUCAGCAAUAAAGAUGAGUCAUUUAGUGCAACAGCACUAACGUUUUAUGUUGGAGGCUAAUUUAAAGAGAGAAAAAUGGAUCCAUCCCUUUCUUUCCUCCUUGAAUGAAACCUUAACAGUGAGAUCAUUAUGUUUCAGUGUGUUUAUCUGAAAUCACAAUGUUGAAUUGUUCUUCUUUUGAUUACACAACAGUGAAAAAACUCACAAGAAACUUUCAAAGAGCGAUAACAGCACAAUACAGAGAUACACCGAUCUGAAAAACAUUUUUCUCCAUUAUCCUGCCUCUCUUUUGGUGUAUGCAUUAAAGUUUGAUGGAUCAGUCUGCAGAUGAACAUAACAUAAAUGUUACUCUCCUCCAAAAAUCACUAAUACUAAACACUGGAAAACAAGUGUCCAGAAUCACAGAUAAAUACUGCAUCACAUUUUUUUCAUAAACAGUGUUAGCAGAUGGUUGCACUUUGUGACCAAGUUUCAGUCAAGCUUCUCAGUUCGGAGGUACGUGGCACCAACACUCUGACCGAGAGCACAGUGAAGCUGUUUGUACAUUCAUUUUAAUUAUAGUUAAAGUGUGACCUUCUGUCAUCUGUACAUAUACAGUAGAUGAAAACAGGCCGUGGGCAGAAAGGCAGCAUGUAGAGAUUAGCAGGCGGUACAGGCAGAAGAAAGCAGCUAUAAUUAUACAGAUACAGAACAUGGAUUGCACAGACAGAAGACUGUCAAUUGAAGUCAGAGCAGAAACCAUAAAGCUUCAGAGCAUUGUUUGAAGAAAGUGCUCGAUAAUUGUCACACAGCAGGGGGAUGCAGACGUACAGCAGCAGCAGAAAAUUGUCUUCUGGCAGUUGAUGCAAUUCAAGAGUUCAAUAGCUUCCUCUGCAGGCUUAUAGAUAACAAACAUGUGUGAGAAAUGUCUGGAGGUGUUUUUGCACAUUCUUUCUGGUUCUGAUUCCCACAAGACAGGUUGUGGGCUGUCUUCUCACCUCUUUUGUAGAGGCUGCUCCCUUUCUGAGGCUGAGUGCGCUAACCUGUCUCCACUCUGCAAUCAUGCUGUCUUCAAGACUGGUGCAGACCCACACCUCAGCGCCAGAGUUUUAUUGACCCCACGUUGUGAUACAUGGCCUUCUUAAUGCUUACUGGUGCUUCUAGUGAAACAUUUUUAUUUUUGGAUUUGCAUGUCUAACCCUCAUUCUCCUCUACUUUUUUCCAGUGUUUCUCUCUGGUCCUUUCACCAGCUUGCCACCCAGCACUCUUCCACACCUGGAUUCAUCCUCAUCUCCCUCGGACUUUGGACUCACUCACUCCCUGCAAACCAAUAAACCUGUUAAACCUUUCCUCUGUCUGGCUUGCAUUUCCGGUUCAACCUUAAUACAGCCCUCACACUGGUUACACUAACACAAGACAGUCAGAGCCUGAAUUCUAUCUUGAACACAAUUUCUGUCUUCCUCUAAACAUGACCUGAAAAAGCAUAUUCUGAUCUGCUGCUCAUUUUUGUAGGAUGACUCAAUGUCAUAUAAAACUGACUUCAGAUAAUCAUUCAGCUUAUCUGGUUUGCUGGUUUGGAUCAAAUGGCAACCACUAGUCUUAAAACAGGAAGCCAGUGUGUAAAUGCAAAAAACUGCAGUUCCUCAAGAGUCCACUUGAGGCUGGAUACAGAAGCAUCAGACACAGCCAAACAAAUCUGUCUAUAGUCUGCUUCAAAAAACACUUUUGGUCUAAAUCAUGGCAGAGCCCCAUCUUCGGGAGAUAGCUGGGACUGGAUGUCAACAAAGCACUACCUGCUGUGCUAUGUAUGACAGAAAAGAAGGACAUUUGAUAAUUUAAAACCAUAAAAAUACAACAAUAAAAACAUAAACUUAAGAGGACAAAAGUGGAUUUUCCAAUCAUUUCACUCUCCUGCCACCAUUAAUGCUAUUUUCAGGACAGUAUCAGAACAGUUGCCAGCUGUCUGCACUCAGAUAUGGAACACCUAGCUUCUUGUAAAGUAACACCUCAAUUGCAGUUUUACAAGUUUUUGGCACAUUUGCACUCAUUUGUCCAAAAAAAAAAAAAAAAAAAAAGAUUUGGCAUCAAUCUUGCUAGAAACUAAAUCUGUUAUGUAGAGCAGUGGGCUGUGCAAAGAAAUCUAUCUUAAUCCGAUGAUCCACAUUCCUCAGCCCACAUAAGAUUCACCAAAGCUUGUCAUUGCAUCGUCUUUUUCACAACAACCUUAUCCUAUAAUUAAUGAUAUCAUGAUAUUAUUCAUGUUUGUUUUCCAGAGUUAAUCCUGAAAUUUCAUUUGUUUUAAUCCUCACUAUGGGAAUAAACCUUGUAGCUCUGAGCUGCAGCAACAGUAACUCAAAACAUAAACCAUUUCCAUCAGACCUCUCCUCUCAGGUGAAGUGAGCCACUAAGACCGUCCCCUCCUCCAGCACUCUGACAGAGGGUGUGUUAGCGUUACACUGGGGCUUUGUUUACAAAACAAAUGGGAAUAAAUUAGUUUAUGUAACCAUAAUCAUGGUUAUUUUAGUCGGUGAUCGUCUCGUCCGGGCUCCCCCACAAACAAGCAGCUGCUGGAGGAGAGUGGGUAAGUUGUGUUUGGUCUCUUUGCUAAAGAAACCAGGCAAAACUAUAAAGAUGUUUGAUGGCUAGUGCUAUGGCUGGGACCCUAUAUGUACUGUUGAUGAAGUUAGGUGCUGUUCUGAGCAUUAUUUGUGGCUAUAGAGUGGCUCUUUGGUUCAGGUUUGUGCAUGGAGACGUAGACUGCUGUGUAUUGCUAUCGUGCGGUCAUUACUAAAGUUGGUAUAACUAGAGAAGCAAGCAGUUGGCAACAUUCACCUCUCUAACUCGGUGUUAAGGUGUGUUUGACCAUGACUUAAAUUUACGCCAGAAUAUCCCUUUAACUUUUUGAGUUAAAUAAUGGGAAAAAAUGAACUAUUUCAGGAUGGAUUAAUUUUUGAUCUGCACCUGUAAAGACUUUCUAAACACCAAAACAAUUAUAUUCAGGUGAAAUUACGCUUAAAUUUACUAAUAUAAACCUAAUUUUCACUGGGCAUGACCUCAUAAACAAGUGCAGAUUGUAGUGUAUAAAUGACUGGGAAAAAAGGGUUAAUGACAGCCUUCUGGAGUCAAAUAAAGGAAAAUGAACCAUCAGCUACCGUGAAAGAUGAGCUGCAGACAGUUUUCUGUGACCCACUUUCUUAUAAAUCAUGAUUGAAAUUGUCCUGGCUGUGUCCACAUGAUGUAACUAAUGAACCAUUCAAUGUGUACAUGCUAGGUACAAUGGAGAGCAGUAGUUGAACACAUCCUGUGAAUGUCCUCUUUUCAGUUCAUCCCAGACAGCAGACCAAAAUGUGCUUGAUUUGAAUCUGCACUGGCAGACAGGUGCAAUGGACCAGUUCUCCAACCAUGUGUUUGAAUGA